CAAACUCCAGUCGCAUCCCGCUCUCCUUCUCCCUCUCCUUCGCUUCCCUCCCCUCCCCUCUCUCUCUCUCUCUCUCUCUCUCUCUCUCUCUCUCUCUGCAAUUCACGCAAAAUAGUUACAGGUUUUAACCUCAGCACUCCCAAAUAGACACGAAACGUAAGCGUGAUUUAGAUUCCUGAGAGGAGGUCUUUGACUCAAGGCUCAGAGUUACAGAGGCACGCCGAAACUUUUCCCAAAGGCCGGUGCCUUGGACUUGUGACUUGGGCCGAGUCCGCCGGCUCUCAGACCGCAGGAGAAAAGUGCUGCGCGCAUGCCGUCCACUGACAGUUCGCAGCGAGGGAGUGCGCUCUGCCUUUGGACUGGGUAUAUAGCGCCGGUGCUAGUCAGUGGUCAUCGAACACUGAGUUCAUCGCGGAGCUCGGGGCUCUUGGGUCUCGUUGCCUGCUGAACACCAACACCAUCUGCCGUAGUGGUAGUAGUAGUAGCAGUAGUAGUAUUAGGACUCUCAGGACCUGGCUGGCCUUCAUCUCCAGUCCAAUUGAAAUCAAAUAUCGGUCACUUCAGCAGCCACCACCACCACCACCAGCUGCUGCUCCUGCCUUAGCGUUGGGGAAGCUGAGAAGACGAAGGUGCAGGUACCGCAAGCUGCAGGACUUCAGCAGCACUUCGUCUCAAGGCCCAGCCACUAACUGUAAACGAGCUCCACGAUGGGUCCGUGAAUCCAUUAUCGUUCCAACGGGGACACUGAUGCAUAUCUAGACUUCCCCGGGAGACGGUGUCUGUGAUCUGGGAAUCGGACUCAAUUAUCGGCCGGGAGAAGAAGGAAGGCGCGAUGGCGAGUGUGAAACCGUCCUCGUUAGGACAUGAGACGGUAGAAAUUCAAGGUGGGCACCACAUUGGACACAGUAGGCGGAGUAGUUCGAGCUUCGGUAGAAGCCACAGACGUAGUGCGAGUAUAGGAGGAAGCGCUCGAUGGACGAAUUUCGGUCCCGAUCAAACUUUUGCGAGGGGCUCAGAGCGGAGAGAGGAUGAGAUCGACGAUGAAGAGGCGCUCAGGUGGGCGGCGUUGGAGAAACUUCCGACUUAUGAUCGUAUCAGAACCACCAUUCUCGAAAACAUGAAAGGCAGUCGUGCUUACCGCGAGCAGGUGGAUCUUCGUCUCAUGGGCAAAGGUGGCGACCAUUCUCAGAAGCUUAUGCAGAACCUCUUCAACGCUAGCAGCACUGAGGAGGACAAUGAGAAGUUUUUAAGAAAAUUGCGCGCCCGCAUGGAUAAGGUGGGCGUUGUACUUCCAAAUGUAGAGGUUCGCUACAAAAACCUCAGCAUAGAAGCUAAAGCCUAUGUUGGAGGCCGCUCGCUUCCUACUCUCUACAACAACUUCGUCAACUCUCUCGAGGCUAUGGCAACAAGCCUUCAUCUUCCGGUAUCGGAGAAAGCCACAAUUCCCAUUCUGCGUGAAGUCAACGGAAUUAUAAAACCGGGCAGACUGACGCUGCUGCUCGGGCCUCCUGCCUCUGGGAAGACCUCGUUACUUCUCGCCUUGUCCGGGAAGCUCGAUAAGAAGUUGAAAGUUUCUGGGGAAGUGACGUACAAUGGUCACACCAUGAAUGAAUUCGUACCUCAGAAAACGUCGGCGUAUAUCAGCCAGCAUGAUUUGCACGUUGCCGAGAUGACAGUGAAAGAGACUUUGGAAUAUUCAGCCAAGUCGCAGGGCAUCGGGACUCGAUAUGAUCUUCUUGCCGAGCUCAUCAAGAGGGAGAAAGAACUUGGCAUCCAUCCGGAACCUGACAUCGACUUCUACAUGAAAGCAACAGCAAUGCAAGAAGUUGCGAGCGGUGUCGUUUCCCAGUAUACCUUGAAGAUUCUGGGACUAGACAUCUGUGCAGACACUUUGGUCGGUGAUGAUAUGAUUCGCGGAAUCUCUGGUGGUCAAAAGAAGAGGGUGACUACCGGGGAGAUGAUUGUGGGACCGACUAAGACCCUAUUCAUGGACGAGAUCUCUACAGGCCUCGAUAGUUCUACCACAUUUCAGAUUGUCAAGUGCCUUCGAGAUAUCUGCCACAACAUGGAAAAUACCGUUGUCAUGUCACUAUUGCAGCCUCCACCGGAAACUUUCGCACAUUUUGACGACAUCAUCCUGCUCUCGGAGGGCCAAAUUGCUUACCACGGACCGAGAGAGAAUGUGCUCGAGUUCUUUGAAUUUUGCGGCUUCAAGUGUCCAGAGAGAAAAGGUAUCGCCGACUUUUUGCAAGAGGUGACCUCUCGAAAGGAUCAGGAGCAGUACUGGUCCAACAAGAGCAGAGCAUAUGAGUUCGUGCCAGUUAAGGAGUUCACGGAAAUUUUUCAGACCAAAUUCCACGUUGGUGUGAAACUGCAAAGGGAUCUGGAAACUCCAUACGAUAAAUCGACAUCCCACAAAGCAUCACUGGUGACAGAGAAGUACACGGUGUCGAAACGAGAGCUACUGAGAAUAAACUUCGAGAAGGAGAUAUUGUUGCUCAAGAGGAAUGCUUUCGUGUCUAUUUUCAGAGUUGUACAGCUGAGUUUUGUUGGUCUCAUCACGAUGUCCACCUUCUUCCGGACCGAGAUGCACAGAGAUUCAUUUGCCGACGCACAACUCUACGCCUCCGCUAUUUUCUUCGGUAUCAUCAUGGUGAUGUUUAAUGGUUAUGUCGAACUUUCCCUGACGAUUGCACGGCUGCCAGUAUUUUUCAAGCAAAGAGAUCUACUGUUUCUUCCACCUUGGGCAUUUGCAAUCCCGAAGGCUGUUCUCAACAUACCGGUGUCAAUGUACGAGUCUCUUUUGUGGGUCAUCAUCACGUACUACACGAUUGGAUUCGCUCCUUCAGCGCAAAGGUUCUUCAAACAGCUUUUCCUCUUAUUUUGGGUUCAUUCGAUGUCAUCCGCACUUUUCCGUAUGAUCGGUGGAUUUUGUCGAACUAUGGUCAUUUCCAACACGGGAGGAACUUUCUCCCUCCUAAUCAUCUUCGUUUCCGGAGGAUUUUUGAUACCGAAGAACCUCAUUAAGCCUUGGUGGAUUUGGGCAUAUUGGAUUUCACCCCUGUCCUACAUUCAAAACGCUCUUAAUGUCAACGAGUUCCUUUCACCACAGUGGAGUAAGCCUUUUGGAAACAGUUCAGUACCAGCCGGCGUCGCGUUUAUUACAAGUGGUGGUCUGUAUGCGGAGUCCUACUGGUACUGGAUUGCUAUCGGGGUGAUGGUGGGGUACACUUUCCUCUUCAAUAUCCUCUUCACGCUCUUCCUCACGUACCUUGAUCCUAUUGGUGAAGCUCAAGCCACCGUUUCAGAAGAAGAACUCGCCGAGAAGCAUGCGAAUCUCACUGGUGAAUCCAGCAUGUCACUCCAAAAGUCCAGUAUUCCGAGAUCUAUUCCCCGUUCGUUGUCGUCAAAUGUUGGACAUGCCAAGGCUCGCCGGAGUCUCACAAUCUCAGAGACAGAGAGACAUCAUCAUACCGCUGAAGAAGGUGGUGUUCAGAUGUCUCACAGAGUAUCGAUGCCACGAGAAUCAUUCGAGUCACGUGAUAGUCUCAAUGGAGUUACUGCCAAGCGAGGAAUGAUUUUGCCAUUCAAGCCUCUAGCCAUCAGCUUCAAUGACGUCAAAUACUUUGUUGACAUGCCUGCUGAAAUGAAACAACAAGGUGCAACGGAUAAUAGACUUCAGCUCCUCAGAAGCAUCACCGGCGCCUUCAGACCAGGAGUACUCACAGCUUUGGUCGGUGUCAGCGGAGCAGGGAAGACAACUCUUAUGGACGUGCUUGCUGGAAGAAAGACUGGAGGUUACAUUGAGGGUGACGUCCGCAUCGCUGGGUUUCCCAAGAAACAAGAUACUUUUGCCCGGAUUUCAGGAUACUGCGAACAGACUGACAUCCAUUCACCUCAAGUCACAGUUUAUGAGUCUCUUAUAUAUAGUGCUUGGCUUCGUUUAUCGAAGGAUGUGGACAAUGAAACCAAAUUCCAAUUUGUCCAGGAAGUGAUGGAUCUGGUUGAGCUUACACCCCUCAGAAAUGCCCUAGUCGGUCUCCCUGGAGUUACUGGGUUAUCGACUGAGCAGAGGAAGCGUUUGACGAUAGCUGUAGAGCUGGUAGCAAAUCCCUCAAUCAUCUUCAUGGAUGAGCCAACAUCAGGUCUAGAUGCCAGAGCAGCUGCCAUUGUCAUGAGGACCGUUAGGAAUACAGUGGAUACUGGUCGAACGGUGGUAUGCACAAUUCAUCAACCCAGCAUUGAUAUUUUCGAAGCUUUUGACGAGUUACUUCUACUAAAGCGCGGUGGACAAGUCAUCUAUGCUGGUCCUUUAGGAAGAAGGUCUCAUAGACUCGUUGAGUACUUCGAGGCAAUCCCCGGAGUUCAAAAGAUUAAGGAAGGAUAUAACCCAGCAACCUGGAUGCUGGAAGUCUCUUCGGAGUCUGUCGAGAUGAAGCUGGGUGUGGAUUUUGCGGAGGUUUAUCAGAAGUCAUCUUUGUACCAGAGAAAUAAGGCCCUGGUUGAAGAAUUAAGUCGCCCAGCUGAUAAUGCGGAGGAUCUUUACUUCCCAACUCAGUAUGCGCAAGGAUUCUUUUCACAAGUCUCGUCUCUCUUAUGGAAGCAGCACUUAACAUAUUGGCGUAUGCCCUCUUAUAAUAACGUGCGAUAUGUGUACACAGUAGUUUCAUCCCUGGCGGUUGGAACCAUGUUUUGGCUUAUUGGACAUAAGAGAAACACACAAGUCGCGCUUUACAGUAUUAUGGGUGGAAUGUACGGAAGUACUAUGUUUCAAGGAGUGAACAACUCGUCCACUGUCCAGCCCGUGGUAGCAACUGAGAGAACUGUGUUUUACAGAGAAAGAGCGGCAGGAAUGUACUCGGCCGUUCCUUAUGCUAUAUCGCAGGUUCUCAUUGAGAUACCAUACUGCAUAAUUCAAAGCGUCAUUUUCUGUCUCAUCACGUACAGCAUGAUGGGCUUGGAAUGGACUGCAGUCAAAUUCUUUUGGUAUCUGUUUUUCAUAUUCUUCACGUUCCUCUACUUCACUUACUACGGAAUGGUGGCAGUUGGUAUUACUCCGAAUCAACAAAUUGCCAUGAUUGUGUCUACUCUGUUCUACGGUUUCUUCAAUCUCUUCGCAGGAUUCUUGAUUCCCAGAAAUAGAAUACCCAUUUGGUACAGAUGGUAUUAUUGGGCCAACCCUCUCAGUUACACUCUCUACGGAAUCAUGGUAUCACAGUUUGGGGAUGUUACCACACCACUUAUAACAACUGAUGGGCAAGUGACAGAUGUUCGGGGCUUUGUGAAAUCCUCGUUCGGGUUCGAGCACAGCCUUCUUUGGCUGCCGGCUCUGAUGGUGGUCCUUCUCACAGUUGUCUUCGCGUCGGUAUUCAUGCUCGCUAUAUUGAGAUUGAAUUUCCAAACUCGGUAAUUGAAGGUCAGCUGGUCUCGUCUGCGAUCUUAUCACUUAUGAAAUCUGAUAGUGUGCUCUCGUAGAUUUUCACCUGCUCGGAUGUAGGCUUUACUGCGGGAUGAGUGGUCACACUGAUCGCUCUUUAACUUCAAGUGUCACAAUGAAGGUUGAAGCUAAGGCUCUCGAGUAGAGCGGGGAUGCAAGCAACCCAAGGUCACUAAUUACCACAGAUGUGGCCGGUGCCGUGUAAUUAUACUGGAAGUCCACCGACGGGAGGUUCAAGCUAUAAUGUAUGAAUUGUGCCGAGGUUCACUAUUUACAUAAUAGUUUGUCGUCUUAUUAACGUUACUGUCAGUCAAUGUAAAGAGUUCGUAUUUUAACCGAGUUGAAGUCCACUUUACUGCGGCCCAUCCCAGUAAUCAUGUAGAUUACAUAGCCAUUCAUGUGGACACAUUUUAACGUGAUUUUUUAAAAAAGUUUUGAUCAUACUUUUU
Messenger RNA from Marchantia polymorpha subsp. ruderalis, 5886 nucleotides. NCBI's taxonomy places the organism in Eukaryota, Viridiplantae, Streptophyta, Marchantiopsida, Marchantiales, Marchantiaceae. The record is from the annotation of a GenBank genome assembly.